Eimeria acervulina is the source of this 855-nucleotide messenger RNA. RefSeq lists its product as hypothetical. The record is from RefSeq and is a predicted model, not a curated record. The transcript has a single exon. The coding region runs from base 1 to 855 and encodes 284 amino acids. NCBI's taxonomy places the organism in Eukaryota, Apicomplexa, Conoidasida, Eucoccidiorida, Eimeriidae.
AUGAGGGCUCUAUACCUUCCGCCGUUUGCAUUAUGCUUUCUAUUAUUCUUUUUUUCGUGUUUUUCUUCUGCACAAGAUCUGCUGCAUACCCCUUCUCCAGCAUUAUGGGUGCAGGAUGUGAUUGCUUUAACAGAGUACUUUGAAGAAGACGACAAGAAAAAAGCACAAGAAGAUAUAAUAGCUGCGUCUGAACAGAUCGCAGGAAAUGAAGACAGAGUUCUUAGCGCGAUAUGGGGUGAGUUAUUCGCGUUUGGUGCUGCGGUGUAUGAAGAGAUGAAGGCCUGGGAAAACUUUGUAGAUGUAAGUGAAGAAAAACAAAUAGAAACAUUUGCUUCUAUAGGACACAGCCUCUUCGAUACACCUCAAUAUCUCUCUGCUGUACGCGACUGUAUUUCUUGUGAAUUGAAGUUAGACUGGCAGUCAGCAAGGUUAGAAAAUUCAUUUGAAGAAAUUCUGCGGGAAGUUGCUUCACUGCAGCAGCAGCAGCAAGAAGAACAGCAGCAACAGCAGCAGCAACAGCAGCAGCAGCAGCAGCAGAACUUGAAGGAGUUGCAGAAGAAGUACAACUGCUUAGGUGUAUUUCUAAGCAAGCUACAUGAGUAUUUCUCUAACCGCAGGGGCAGAGCAGCAAUGAUACAUCAGAAGAAAGUGUUUACUUCGCUUGCAAUGCAAGGAGAUGCAUCAGCAGAAGAAGUAUUAAAUGCUAUUGAUAGACAACUCAUUCAACAAGCUGAAUGGCUGGAGCAAUGCAUGAAAAAUAUCGAAGAAAUCGCAGAAAUGUGCUGCCAGCAGAAUCUUCUCUUCGGUGCUGCACUCGCCUUUAUCAAAGGACUACGAAGAGCUCGCUUGGGUUAA